AACAUCAAAAUAGAAUAUAUUUACUAUGGAAUCCAUGUUUGAUGAAGAAGAUUAUUUAAUGGUACGGUGUAGUGUUGAAAUAUUACUAAACAAAGGAUGUCUGACUGCCAGGAAGUACCUCGUUGAUAAAAGAAGUAAAAGUUCUUUGUUGCAUUCUGCGUCAAGUUUUAUUGAAUUCUUAAGUUCAUUAUUGAGUUUGGACGAAGCUCACAUAAAUGAAACAAUUGACAGUUUAAAAGAGACUCAAAGAUAUUGUACUAUGCAAUCAAAUCAUUUAAGAAAGGAGAAAUGUAGUUCGGAUGAUUUGAGAUUAUUGAUGAAUGAAAUAUUCUGCACAGAUACUGAGCUCUAUAUGGCUAUUCUGACCAUCUUGAAACAAGGUUUGAAAGACUAUGUCAAGGGGGCCUUUUUAAUACGAAAAUCGUGGAAACAAUAUAAGAAAAGCUACGAAAAAAUAAUAAAGAUUGGUGGGUCUUUUUUGAAGGUCUCUGCAGAAUCAAAUAAUCAAAAUGAAGCAUUGUCACAAAGUGAAUCAUUUUCAACUACUGCUGAAGAGACAAAAACAUGCAAUUCUUCUAAUGGCAAUUCAAGUGAAAUUGUUAACUCACAAGCAUUGUAUGAGGUACAAGCAGCCAUUGCAUUUGGGUAUGGUUUAUUUAAUCUGGUUGUCUCAUUGACUCCUCCUAAAGUAUUACAACUGGCUCAGAUGCUUGGUUUCCAUGGUAAUCAAGGACUAGGUCUGGUUUGUUUAAAAUAUGUUUGUCAAAGUCAGAAUGUCAAAGCUGAGUUAUCAAGACUUGGUCUUUUGUGGUAUCAUGCUAUUGUCAGACCAAUGUAUUCUUUUGAUGAUAAUGAUGUUAAAUGUGGUUUAAAGGAAGCUUCACAACUUUUACAAGGACUACAGGAACAUUUAUUGUUAUCACCAGUUGCUUUGUAUUUUGAAGGAUUAAUAUUUCGUUGUAAGGGUAAUUUCAGUGAAGCUACAAGGUCACUGAGCAUGGCUUUGGAGAAACCUUUGGCCCAUAAAGAAAUGAUGGUUUUCUGUGAUUAUGAAAUAGGAUGGUGUCAUUUACUUGAAAUGAGAUGGGAUCUUGCUAUAGAGGCAUUUAUCAGAGUAAAAGAUGCAGCCAUUUGGUCACAAUGUUUUUAUGUUUAUUUAAUUGGAGUUCUUCAUGGCGUGCAGGGCAACACAAGUGAAGCUGUAAUAUACUUAAGAUAUGUACCUUCACUUGUCAAGCGAAAAACUCCUUUAUCCGUUUUCCUGAUUAGAAAGGCUUCCUCUUGCAUCCAAACCCCACCAAACAAUACUGAAAGUUUAGUUCUGUUGCUUGAAAUUAUUUAUUUAUGGGAAUGUUUGCCAACAUGUAGCUUGGCAACUCUAUCUUGCUUAUUAGAAGGCUUGGAGAAACCGGUGGAUGAUAGAUUUGUUGCUUUGAAGUUAUUUCUUACUGCAUAUAUCAUGCGUCGUCUUGAAAGAUUAUCUGAGGCUAUUGAGUUUUAUAAAGAAGCGGUGAAUGCGAAUGUAACUCUUGUUGGUGAUAAACAUAUCUCACCAUUUGCUUCUUUUGAGUUGGGAUUAAUUUCUGCCCAACUUUCACAGUUUGAUAAAGGAUUGGAAUUUCUGAGAAAAGCCAAGGAUACAUACAGCAGUUACGACUUUGAAAAUAGACUUAAAUUAAAGAUUGAUAUAGCAACAAAAAAAAUACAGGAGAGGGCAAACAAAGAGUAGUUUGGGAGAACAAGUUCAGCAUAAGUGUGAGAAGUAGUCUUCAUUCAAGAGAAGAAGUCUUCAUUCAAGAGAAGAAGUCUUCAUUCAAGAGAAGAAGUCUUCAUUCAAGAGAAGAUGUCUUCAUUCAAGAGAAGAUGUCAGUUCUGAAAGGGAAACAUGAAUGACAUCACUUCACUGCACUGCAGGCACUCAGAUAAGAACACUCAGGGUAUAAUUACAACAGGCAAGUUGAGGUCAUAUGGAAGGCGGAUCACCAGUGUUUAUUAUUGAUCAUGCUAUGUUGAGAUGAAUAUAUGAACAUUUUGCAACAGCUG
Molecule: messenger RNA, 2043 nt
Organism: Dendronephthya gigantea
Lineage: Eukaryota; Metazoa; Cnidaria; Anthozoa; Malacalcyonacea; Nephtheidae
Product: tetratricopeptide repeat protein 39C-like
Exons: 15
Coding region: 26-1729 (567 amino acids)
Biological process (GO): cilium assembly
Molecular function (GO): protein binding
Source: RefSeq, a predicted model, not a curated record